GCGAUGAUGAUGAUGACAACAGAGACCAGCUGGACAGAGGAACCUCGCAGACCAAAGGAAUCACAAGAUGGCUGCCGAGGAGAAGCCUGGUGUGAAGAGUAGCAGCUCCAUUGUGCCCUGCUUCCUCUUUGUGGAGUUGGUGAUCAUGGCUGGGACGGUUCUGCUGGCUUACUACUUUGAGUACACCGACACCUUCCCAGUGCAUAUCCAGGGCUUUUUCUGCUACGAUAAGAGCUUCUCCAAACCGUACCCCGGCCCGGACAACACCAGCAAGAUCCCACCCGUGCUCAUCUACUCCCUGGUCACGGCCAUCCCAACGCUCACGAUCCUGGCUGGAGAACUCUGUGUCUUCUUCACUAAAGCAGAAGGGACUCAGGAGAAGACCAUUGUCACUGCUGACUGCUGCUACUUCAACCCGCUCCUUCGACGCAUCAUCCGCUUCCUCGGCGUCUACGCUUUUGGACUCUUCACCACCACCAUCUUCGCCAACGCGGGUCAGGUGGUAACAGGAAACCAGACCCCACACUUCCUGUCCGCGUGCCGGCCCAACUACACAGCUCUGGGUUGCCAGUCAACACUGCAGUACAUCACAGAGCGCCGCGCCUGCACUGGCAACCCGCUCGUCGUCAUGUCCGCUCGCAAGUCCUUCCCCUCCAAGGACGCGGCGCUCAGUGUCUACUCCGCCGUGUAUACAGUGAUGUAUGUGACCCUGGUAUUCAAGACCAAAGGCACCCGGCUGACCAAGCCCACCAUCAGUCUGACCCUGCUCUGCCUGGCCAUGCUGGUGGGAGUGGUCCGAGUGGCAGAGUACCGCAACCACUGGGCCGAUGUGCUGGCGGGAUUCUUCACUGGGGCUGCCAUCGCAGUUUUCCUGGUGACAUGUGUGAUCAACAACUUCCAGCGCUUGCAGGCCAGCGGACCUCCUGCCCGACCCCAGCGGCCUGACUCCAUGUUGGGGGUUCCCAUGGUGACACUGCCCUGUGUGGAAAGUCCUCUUGAAAAGUUAAGUGGUCCUCAGGUAAGGGCCGGGCGGGUAAGAUGCAGAAUAAUUAUGGAGUUAACAUGUGUUUUUGUCUCCCACACGGUCACACCCCAAAGCAUGAAUCCUCCCGAACUCCAAACUACACAUGAAUCCUUGUGUCUAAAAAUGUUUACACAAACAGUUCUUGGUCUGUUUUGCAUGGAUCUGAAUAUUUGUGUAAACUGUGAUGUCACACUGAGGAGGAGUAAGCACAUAAGUUUAGGCUUAGUUAGUUUCUCCUGAAGCAGUUUUCCAGUCGUGCUCAGCCCAAUCAAACUUCAUGAGCUCUGUGAUCACUGCCUAUGCGCUUGUAUCAAAAAAUAUGAACCAACUGAUUCACAUUUGCUCGACGCAAGACUACAGAGAAGGUCUGUUUAUAAUUAAGAAGUUGCCGACACAAUACAUACCUCGAUACAUAGGCCACGAUACCUUGA
Messenger RNA from Boleophthalmus pectinirostris (great blue-spotted mudskipper), 1455 nucleotides. RefSeq names its product phospholipid phosphatase related 2a (gene plppr2a). Gene Ontology annotation, biological process: phospholipid dephosphorylation; phospholipid metabolic process; signal transduction. NCBI's taxonomy places the organism in Eukaryota, Metazoa, Chordata, Actinopteri, Gobiiformes, Gobiidae. The record is from RefSeq and is a predicted model, not a curated record. The transcript has 7 exons. Bases 68 to 1264 code for a protein of 398 amino acids. Gene Ontology annotation, molecular function: phosphatidate phosphatase activity.